AUGGCCGACGUCAAGCGUUACGAUGUAAUCGUUGUUGGAGGUGGCAACGCUGCGCUUUGUGCCGCACUUUCUGCUCACGAAUCUGGGGCAAAGACAGUCGUUCUCGAAGCGGCGCCAAAGGAGCUUCGUGGUGGCAACAGCCGAUUCGCCUCGGCGUGCUUUCGAGUCGUUCACAACGGUAUGCAGGACAUCGAGCCGCUCAUUCACCCAGACAACAAGUAUUUGGUCAAAAGAGCACGACUAGCCCCUUUCACCAAGGACCGGUAUCGGAAAGAGUUUCAGGAGACGUCCAAGGGCCACCAUGACAAAGCGAUCAUGGGGACUCUUAUCGACAACUCGCUUGACACUGUGUACUGGAUGCGCGACAAGGGCGUCAGAUGGACCAUCGCCCUGAGCAAGUUCUUCACCGAAGAGCAGAUCACACGGGACGUGGUGGACAUCAACCCGGGCUUGUGUCUCAUGGCACAAGACGAGGGGAUCGGCUUGACGGACAACCUUUGGGCUGCGGUGGAGAAGACUUCGAUUGAUGUCUACUACGGCUCUCCGGCAUGCGACUUGAUCGCCAAAGGUGACACGAUCCAAGGCGUGCGAGUUCGAGGAAGUUCUCAGUUCAUCGACUUCUACGGAAAUGUCAUCCUCGGUUGUGGAGGGUUCGAAGCCUCUCCCCGUCUCAGGCGUCAAUAUCUGGGCGAGGGCUGGGACCUUGUCUGCGUCCGAGGAACGCGGUACAAUACGGGGACCAUGCUGGAGAAGGCCAUUGCAGCCGGCGCCGGGGCCGCAGGUCAUUGGGGCGGCUGCCACGCCGUUCCCAUGGACAUCAACUCCCCCGCCGUUGGCGACUUGCGGCUCACCGACAAAAUGAGCCGCUACUCGUACCCCUUUGCAAUCAUGGUUAAUAAGGAAGGCAAACGGUUCAUGGAUGAGGGCAGGGACACGUUCGAGCUGACAUACGCCGCGACCGGGGAUCUGAUCGGCAAGCAAACCGAUUCGACCGCGUUCCAGAUUUUCGACCAGAAAUCCCUCAUCACGUUGGAACCAAGGUACUCUACCGGCAAGCCGGUAGAGGCUGAGACCCUCGCGGAGCUCGGCACAAAGUUGGGUCUUAACGUGCGUGAAUUUCUCAAGACGGUCGAGGAAUUCAACGCCGCCGUUCCCGAUUCCCCGGCGUGGGAUCCAUUCCACAAGGAUGGCAGAUCAACGGGCGACAAGCUGGCGAUCCCGAAGACGAACUGGGCUCAAACCGUCGACCAGGGCCCGUUUGUGGCAUACGUCGUCACUUGCGGUAUCACUUUCACCUAUGGAGGACUGAAGACGGACGCACGCGCCCACGUCUUGAACCACGAGGGAAACAGGAUGCCUGGUCUCUGGGCCGUGGGAGAGAUCAGCGGAGGUCUGUUUGCGUACAACUAUCCCGGAGCUUCGGGACUCGUCAAAGGCUCGGUCUUUGGCAAGAUUGCCGGUGCUGCAGCGGCAGAACAGGCCCUCCAAAGCCCAGUUCAGACACGUCUAUAGAUAGGCCAGUGAGCGUACGGAGGGCGUGACCCGGUCUUUGAUAUCAGUUGAGAUGUUUCUAG
Molecule: messenger RNA, 1574 nt
Organism: Exophiala mesophila
Lineage: Eukaryota; Fungi; Ascomycota; Eurotiomycetes; Chaetothyriales; Herpotrichiellaceae
Product: precorrin 3B synthase CobZ
Exons: 2
Coding region: 1-1512 (503 amino acids)
Source: RefSeq, a predicted model, not a curated record